Molecule: messenger RNA, 510 nt
Organism: Macrosiphum euphorbiae (potato aphid)
Lineage: Eukaryota; Metazoa; Arthropoda; Insecta; Hemiptera; Aphididae
Source: the annotation of a GenBank genome assembly
AUGUUUCCUUCAAUUAAAAAUAAUAAUGAAAUAAUUCCUAUUAUAACAGAACAUUUAGCAUUAUUAGAAGAAAAAAUCACGAAAUACUUUCCUGAAUUGAAUAUUGAAAAGUAUGAUUGGAUACGAAAUCCAUUUUCUACCAUCAACACGUCAAGUUAUGAAUUUACGUUAGAAGAAGAGGAAGAAUUCAUAACGCUAACAACAGAUCGAACUCUAAAAAUAAAAUUUUCCGAAAUAACAGUAGAAGAAUUUUGGAUUUCAGUUCAAACCGAAUUUAAAAAAAUUUCUGAAAAAGCAAUUUCAAUAUUAUUACAAUUUUCAACCUCAUACUUAUGUGAGCUUGGAUUUUCAACACUGACGAAUAUCAAAACAAAGAAACGAGAAAGGCUGACAAAUAUUGAAGAGGAAAUGAGAGUAGCAAUAUCGUACAUACGGCCAGAUAUUGAAAAUAUCUGUAAAAAUCAUCAGGCACAAAUAUCUCAUACAAAGUAUUCGAUUUCAAAUUUUUAA